CUCUCACAACAUCACCGAAGCCAGCGUCCUUCACCUCGCCCCGCCGAUUGAUAUGCACACCACUCUGGACUCAAUGCAAGCCUGGCCUGGGAAUGCCACGACUCUCCGGUCUUCAAAAAGACGUUCUUGCCCUCUACCGGCUCUGUCUACGCGCGGCUCGUCGGAAGCCAACCGAAAACCGCCCCAAUUUCGAGGCUUUUGCGCGGCGAGAGUUUGACAAGAACAUCGACAUGGAUCGAAAGGACUUUUCCUCCAUUGAAUUCCUGCUUCGAAAGGGCCGGAGGCAGCUGGAGAUUUAUGAGGCGCCAAACAUCACCAACAUCUCAAGCCAGGCAACCUCGUCGACGGUCCACCGUCUGAAUCAGCUCUUCAUUGCUGCAAGCAUGGAGUGAAAGGCCGGCGUCUGGCCUUAUGAGGAACGAGGAUGCUACCCCAGAUGCGCAGCAUUCAAUGCGCUGACUCGCCUGGACGAAUCGAGGGA
Messenger RNA from Neohortaea acidophila, 481 nucleotides. RefSeq lists its product as uncharacterized. Gene Ontology annotation, cellular component: mitochondrion. NCBI's taxonomy places the organism in Eukaryota, Fungi, Ascomycota, Dothideomycetes, Mycosphaerellales, Teratosphaeriaceae. Gene Ontology annotation, biological process: mitochondrial respiratory chain complex II assembly. The transcript is spliced from 2 exons. The record is from RefSeq and is a predicted model, not a curated record. The coding region runs from base 93 to 392 and encodes 99 amino acids.